GUAUCACAGCCGAUUCCAUUCAGAGACUUCCUUGGGGCCGAGCGGUUGCCACUGCCGGUCAAGUCGCGGAGGGGCAAAAGCCAGACUUUUGGCUUCACCCUCAAUACCAAAGACCGGCACUUCGAGCUUUACACCUCCAGUGCCGCAGAUGCAGCACAGUGGACGUUUGCGCUGAAUGCUGCCAUGGAGGCCGGCAAGAAGGCCAAAGAAAGGACUCCCCUUGGGGCGCUCAAGGUGGAAGCAAAGAGGCAAAAGCAGGCAUCCCAACAGCUGGAGGAGGACCAAUCUCUUCCUCCUCCGUCUCUUCCAUCGCAGCUCCCUCCCAGCGCGGAAGAGGAGGAAGAGGCGGCACGCAAAGCGGAGCUUCACCAGGAGGAAGCUGAGGCCGUCAAAAGACAGGCUGAGGAGGCCGAGGCGGCCAAGAGAAAGGUUGAGGAGGAGGAAGAGGCGCGAAGACGGCAGGAGGAGGAAGCAGAGCUCGUCCGAAAGCAAGCCGAGGAAGAGGCCGAGACCGCUAGAAGAAAGCUGGAGGAGGAGCAAGCUGCACAGAGGUUGCAGGAGGAAGCAGAAGCCGCCCGAAAGCAAGUCGAGGAAGAGGCCGAAGCUGCCAGAAGAAAAAUGGAGGAGGAAGCCGAGGCCGCCCGAAAGCAAGCAGAGGAAGAGGCUGAGGCUGCCAGAAGAAAAAUGGAG
Messenger RNA from Symbiodinium sp. CCMP2456, 690 nucleotides. Lineage: Eukaryota; Dinophyceae; Suessiales; Symbiodiniaceae. The record is from the annotation of a GenBank genome assembly.